This is a messenger RNA of Tarenaya hassleriana, 480 nucleotides long. RefSeq names its product defensin-like protein 183. The coding region runs from base 48 to 326 and encodes 92 amino acids. The record is from RefSeq and is a predicted model, not a curated record. NCBI's taxonomy places the organism in Eukaryota, Viridiplantae, Streptophyta, Magnoliopsida, Brassicales, Cleomaceae. The transcript has 2 exons.
UCAUUUUAUAUUUUCAUAUUUACAUCGAAAAAGAAAAGAUAAAUCAAAUGGCAAAAUUCUCUGCAAUCUUCUUCCUCUUUGUUGUUCUCGUACUAUUUUCAGGUGGAGCCAAAGUGGUAAGGGGCCGUGAAGGUGCAGUGGCGGCAGCAGAAGAGAAGGCGGUGAGGGAGACAUCGUCGAAGUGCGUGAUAGGGCUCGGUGGCUGCUCCGCCGACUGUUCCGACAAUUGCUGUAACACCAAGUGUUUAACGGCAUACCCUAACGGUCGCGGUUACUGCGAUAACAUCGGUUCCAACUAUCUCUGUAACUGUGCUUACGAUUGCUGAUUCAUCAUCAUCAUCAUGUGAUGUGAUGAUGGUGAGCAAUCAUGAUGUCAUUCCCAACUAUAUCCAUAUGGUAGAAUAGAUCAUAAAUGUGGGAUUUAUCUCGAUUUCAUACCAAUAAGUGAAAUGUGAAAUUUUUCAUACAGCAUUUUCGGAA